Messenger RNA from Paramecium pentaurelia, 1155 nucleotides. The record is from the annotation of a GenBank genome assembly. NCBI's taxonomy places the organism in Eukaryota, Ciliophora, Oligohymenophorea, Peniculida, Parameciidae.
AUGUAAAACAACAAUAAACCUAAAUCAUGGGAAUUAAGAAAAAAGGAUGCUUCUAAAUAUAAGUUUUAUGAUAAAUAAGAUGAAAUAUUAGUAAAAAAACCUGGUGAAGUUGAUGGUGAAGCUUUUGUAUUAAGAAAUUGUGUCCGUUGUAAGAUAUUCAUAGCAGACUUUUCAGCAUAAAUUUUAAUUGAUGAUUGUUUUGAUUGUCAAAUGUUUUUUGCUGCUGUUGAAUCUAGUAUGUUUAUAAGAGGAUGUAAAAGAUGUAAAGUUAUUACUGCUUGUGGAUAAUUUCGAUCUAAGAAAUGUGAAGAUAUUCAAACUUUACUCUUUACUUAAAGUUAACCUAUUAUAGAAUUAUCGGUAAGAAUGGGAUUUGGUUGUUUUCGUGGUUAUUAUCCUUAAUUAAGAUAACAUUUAUAAAAGGCAAAACUCAAUAUCUGGAAUAAUACAUGGAGUGAUUUACAUGACUUUGAUCCUGAAAAAUAGGCUGAAAUUACUCAUUUUUAUAUGGUUUUGGAAGAUACUCGUUAUGAAGACAUGCUUAAACCUUUAAAUGAAGUACUUUCAUUAUCUAAUUUUACUUGGGCAGAUGAAUGUAAAACUGAAAACUAAGUUAUUCCUUUUACAAGUGAAUAAAGAAAGAAACCAUUUCAUGAAGAAGUACUCUUGAUUUUUUAUCCUGAAGAAUCUUCACAUUUGGAUGUAGAUGUCUUGAGUUCUAGUUUCCAACCAUUACUUAAAGAAAUACCACAAGAGAUCUUUGCUGAAGAAGACAAUUAAGUUAAUGAUUAAAUGGAAAUUGAAGCACCUGAAUAAUUGUAUUGCUAUCUAGUAAAAUCAAAAUAUCAACCUUUAUUUGCUGAUAAUUGGCUUUUAUUUAAAACAGCAGUAGAAACUCAUUUACCAGCAGAUAAGGCAGCUAAACUUUUGGAUUAAGUUGUAGUUAAUGGAAGACUGUAAUCCACAUUUUCAUUACAUAUUCGUACAGACAAUCAAGACAUUAAAUUAUUAUCUUAUUUGUAUUCACUUAUAGAUAUGAAAUUGAAAUGUAAUAUAAAUAAAGUAUGUGUAAUUGUUCAAAAUUAAAAAGCUAUUGAAGAAUUAACAAUUUUAUUAUUUGCAAACUAAAAAGAUGAAAGAGCAGGAUAAUAAUGA